AUGUGGUACACAUUUAUCUCUAUUCAAAUCAAAUACGAGAGAAUUCAGUUAGAGAUGGCAACACGCGCAUUACGGGCGUCCGGAGAUCACAAGCGGAGGAGGCCAGCCAGCCGCUUCGACGGACUUACGCAUUUACCUUCUAAGGCGCAUUACGGGCGUCCGGCGAUCACAAGCGGAGGAGGCCAGCAAGCCGCUACGACGGACUUACGCAUUUACCUUCUAAGGCGCAUUACGGGCGUCCGGGGAUCACAAGACGGACUUACGCAUUUACCUUCUAAGGCGCAUUACGGGCGUCCGGCGAGGCCAGCAAGCCGCUUCGACGGACUUACGCAUUUACCUUCUAAGGCGCAUUACGGGCCUCCGGGGAUCACAAGCGGAGGAGGCCAGCCAGCCGCUUCGACGGACUUACGCAUUUACCUUCUAAGGCGCAUUACGGGCGCGCAUUACGGGUGUCCGGCGAUCACAAGCGGAGGAGGCCAGCCAGCCGCUUCGACGGACUUACGCAUUUACCUUCUAAGACGCAUUACGGGCGUCCGGCGAUCUAAGCGGAGGAUGCCAGCCAGCCGCUUCGACGGACUUACGCAUUUACCUUCUAAGGCGCAUUACGGGCGUCCUGCAAUCACAAGCGGAGGCCAGCCAACCGCUUCGACGGACUCACGCAUUUACCUUCUAAGGCGCAUUACGGGCGUCCGGCAAUCACAAGCGGAGGAGGAAGCGUAUCCGCACAAGCUUCCCAGGACGUCGCCGCCUUCUUUCGCGAGGAGGAUAGACUCUAGUGUCGCUUGUUCGGAAACACUCCUCCAGGACAAAACACUUGGCUCGCUCCCUCGCCGAAUCUGCCUGCUUCAGGAAUCACCCUUUACCACUCGCCGUGUGUCGUGGAGGGGCUCCGGGUCUCGGCAGGCAGAAGGGACAGUGCAGCCAGCAAUACGUCGUCGUUUCUCCUUUGCGUACCGCAUUCCCUACCGAAGAAUCCAUCGACACAUCUUCGUCUACCGUUCAAAGGUUGAUUGCACUAAGGUCGGAUAUUUAAUCCGUGAACGCGUUCGCAUGGUCAUCAGCAUUAGCAGACGCCGCCUUUGA
Molecule: messenger RNA, 1083 nt
Organism: Acanthosepion pharaonis
Lineage: Eukaryota; Metazoa; Mollusca; Cephalopoda; Sepiida; Sepiidae
Source: the annotation of a GenBank genome assembly